AUGUCAUCUAUCAUCCAUCGAACUCAGCCCAAACCUCAGUUAUAUGCUCGUUAUCUGGAUACUGUCAGAUCUGCAGCUCUCUGGGAUCACAAAGCACCAAUCACCAUCAAAGGUCAACUUAUCACCGCAUCAUCUGACUCGCAAGAAUCUAGUGGAGCGCUUCUCUGGUCCGAACUCAUUCGCAAGUUCCUCAAGCAUAACCCUGAACGACCACUCACAGCCGAAUCUGCAACUAUCGACCAAGCCCUGAGAGCUAAACUGACAGCCUCUUCUCAAAAAAUUGACUAUGAUCAUGAUCGAUAUCAUCUCGUCGAUCAACCUGAAGUACACUUCUUCGACAUAUUCUUCUGGCUUUCAGAUCUGAUACUUACAUGUGUCUCCUGGCAGAUCGGUCGUGUAGCAUUGGCCCCGCUGAUCCUAGAUCAAGAUAAAGAUAAAAUUCUCGAGAUGGUCAACAAAUUGAAGACCUCCAUUGAGAGUCAUACUUCUAAUUCGACUCAAGCGCCCUCCAGAACAUUAUCCGAUAUUAAUUCUGCAAAGAUCAUUGUGGGAUUUUCUCAAUACACAAUCGGUGAUUUUACACAGUCGAUCACUAUACUUGAAGAAUGUAAUUAUGAUCUGCCAAAACCUGAUCUGACCAUUCAUACUGAGAAGUACGAUAUAGUAUUACAAGUACUGGCUCAUACUGUUCUUGCACUCUCUUAUGAAUCAAGUGAAGCAGCCUUUGCUACCACUUUGGAUUCGUACAAAAAAGCUGCUUCGACUUAUGGAAGAUGUCUUAGCCAUCUGGCUAUCACAGCUGGGAACGAAGGUAAUGAAGAGAUGCAUUCGUGGGCUGAAGUAGGACUCUAUAGAUAUGCUCUCAUCAGUCGAAAGGCUUCGGAUGAUCAAAUUACUUUAGAGGCUCAUCGACUCUAUCAUUCUUAUUCUCGCUAUUGGCCUAAUUCGUUCCGAUAUGGAAAGAGAUGUGUGUUCUAUAAGUCGUACCUGAGGAUACUUAUUGAUUCACGGAAAUCGGGAAAGUGGACACCUGCGAUCAUGGCUUCAGUCUCAAACUUUGCGUCUUCGAAUAUGACUUUAUCGAGUGAGAUAGGAUCCAUACAAAACAAAACUUACUGGCAAGCUUGGCGAACCGAGGUAUUUGGGGUUCAACGCGCUUAUGAACAUGUACUCAAACUGAGUGGCAGUUUUCCCAAGUCCGGGGCUAUCAAUCAACCUGUCCUGGAGUUUUGUGAUUUGCUCUUUGAAGCUUGGAGGGUGGACGGUUGUGAAAGCGAAGAAGCGAAACAUAUCAUUGAGAUGCUCUAUCGUGCUACUCGUCAAACAUUUCAUUCACAUAAGAUCUUGAGAUAUCUCGUACGGCUCUUGAGCGCUCAACAUGCUUUUGAAGAAGCCAGUCAAGCUCUAGAUCUCUAUGUACAACUCUUCACCAAGGCUAAAGAGAUCGAAUCACCCAAAGGUUCUCCUGAUCCGACUCAUCUGGAUCCUGGAGUAGGAUCACCAACCGACGCAAUCGAACCGAAUGAUCAAAAUGGCAACUCGAUGGAAGCAUCUGAUCAUGACUCGGAUGAAGAUUUCAUUGAAACUCUUGUCUUUGGUUGCAGACUUUGGAUUAAGUUUUUGUCUGAUCCCGAAAAGGCUUUUAAACUGAUCACACGCGCAUCAGAAUUGAUUGAAGCCAAUAAGGCAAAAUCACGUGCUAUUGAUGUAUCACUGGAGGCCCAGGUGGAGCGAUUUUUAGGCCUCGCUGCCGGAGCGCAAGCUCAAAUUGCGGACAGCGAGACGCGACCGGAGUUGCACGCAACUUAUUUGAAACACUUGAUUCGGGCAGCUGAAUUGGACCCCAACUCAUAUGAGAAUCUUUAUCAUCUUGCCUUUGCUCAAGCUGAAUUGAGAGACAUUGAAUCAGCACUCGUAUCAGCAAGAAAGGCAGUGGAUAUCAACUCGAACAAGAAGAUUGGUUGGCAUUUACUUGGUUUACUUACUAGUGCAUCUAAAGAACCUCGAUUGGCUUUAGAUAUCAUUGAUAUUGGGUUGAAUGAUGAAGGUGAUGAUGGAUCGGAAAACGGAAGUGGCACGAGAACUCCGAAGAGGAGUGAUGUGAGUGGCACACCGAUUCUUGGAACGCUCACGCCUCCGAUCAAUACAGAAUCUCCAUCUGAUAUUGGAGGAACCAGUAAUGGAAUUCCAUCACCUGAGGGUAAUGCUUAUUCAAGUACUAAUGGCAGUCCUGCCCAUGGAGUAUCUGAAUCGAAUUCUGAUGCACUAAGUACACCGCGUCGAGAUACGUUCUUGAAUGUACCAAGUCAUACGAAAUCAAGCAGUCGGACAAGUCCGAUUAGUACAGGUAGUCCAGCUCUAGAACAACAUCCAAACGCAUUGAAUGAUGAUCGUCUUGAAGAGUUAGAAGCCAUGAUGCAGUUAAGGAUUACGAAGAAUGUGAUACUAGAGUCUAUGGAUGGUCCUGAGGUUGCUUUGACUGAUCAACAAGCUUUAUUCUCAUACUUUGCUCAGAUCGCUCCUCAACUUAGAAGAGGCUCUUCCCAACAAAUGUCGCCUUAUGGCAUUGCCUCAAAAUCAGGAAUGGCCUCAAAUGCUUCUGUGAUAACUGCCGCUGAUCGGUCUGAAGCAGCGAAUGUGGGUGAUCAUCUUGGAUCACGUUCGAGAUCAACUAUCAUCAGAAGAAAAUUGAUUGGAAAAAAGGGAAGUACUGAUACCAGUACUACUCCGGCUGGCUCACCUAAUAAGCCAGUAAGCCGGGCUAUAUCCUUAUCACUCCGACAUCCUCGACACGGGUCAAAUUCAGUAAGCGAGAAACGUAGCGUCAUGGCCUCUAAAACAUCCCUAUUGAAAUCCGAGUCUGGAAAUGUAGCCUUGAAUGAAAAUCAAGAUCAAUCCGGGAACGAGCUAAUUGAAGGAAAAGUUUCAAAAGCAGAUAAAUUAUUGCAGUCACUCUGGUUGAUGUCAGCAGCUACGUUUAGAAGAUGGGGUAAGAUGGAUGAAUGUCUCGGAGCGAUCCAAGAAGCCGAAAGUUUAGAUAGUGAUGAAGCAGAUGUAUGGGUACAAUAUGCACUUUAUAAAUUAUCAAUAAGUGAUUUAAACAGUGCGAUUGAAUCAUUAAGUAAAGCUUUAUCAUUUACAGAUGAUCAUAUUAGUGCAAUAGUUCAUAUUUCUAGAAUUUUAAAAGAAGAAGGAUCGCUAGAAGUUUCAGAAGGAUUAUUGGAAACUUUGACGAUCUCGAAUGGUUGGGAUGUACCGGAAGCUUGGUUUCUUUUGUCUGAGAUCUAUUCUCUUACCGAUCGGAAGAAAAGAUCAAGAGAUUCUUUGAUUUAUGCUUUAAAUUUAGAACAAACUAAACCUAUAAGACCUCUUCGUUUUGCUUUACCUAGAUGUUUAUGA
Messenger RNA from Melampsora larici-populina 98AG31, 3399 nucleotides. RefSeq lists its product as uncharacterized. Gene Ontology annotation, molecular function: protein binding. NCBI's taxonomy places the organism in Eukaryota, Fungi, Basidiomycota, Pucciniomycetes, Pucciniales, Melampsoraceae. The transcript is spliced from 10 exons. The record is from RefSeq and is a predicted model, not a curated record. The coding region runs from base 1 to 3399 and encodes 1132 amino acids.